GUAGAAUGGCAAAUAGCUGAAAAGAUGACACGAACAAAGCAAUGAUAUGACGGCACAUCAUAACGGUUCAUUGAGGCGUGGAGACACUCUUUCUCGGUUUUAGUUCACUGGCCAAAAAACUUCAGGGCACGGGGAGAACGGAACACGGGGGGAUUCGCUGCCCGGGAAAUUAUCAAUGUUCGAAUUCAUUAAGGAAUCUUAAUUAAUCGGAAAACAUAUUUUAUGCUCAGGAUGUCUAUACAUCGGUAUAUGCAGACUUUGUGUUACAUAAGUGUUGUAAUAAUUGGAUUAUCAGCUGCAAAAUUAAAACGAGGCUUUUAUCCUAAUUUGAUUGACUUUUGUGCCAAAGAUGAAGUGUACGUGGGGAUUCCAUGGAACUGUCACGGUUAUCUCCACUGCCAGAAUGCUAACGGACUAAAAAUGCCGUUCUGGAUAGAUUGCCCAUCCACGUUGUAUUAUAAUUACGGAAGCAAAACAUGCACAUGGCCUCAAAACAUCAAUGAACCAUGCCCAGGCACAGGGGAUGUAGUCAUGUCCUUCUGCCCGAACUACCCCAACGUGCAGGUGCUGCAUCCAACCCACUGCGCCCAAUAUUACGACUGUAGCAACAUGAACAACGUACCCAACCAACCUGCAUAUUUAAAUGAAUGUCCAUAUCCCAAACUCUUCAACGCCGACACCCUCAGGUGUGACGAUUAUGCAUCGGUGGACUGUGGAGAGAGAACGGAACCCCUCUCUCCUUGCGAUUACGUCAGACAUCAGUGUUCCGGUCCAGACUGCACGCCGUGUACUGAUUUAAUUCCCGGAUGUGAUGGUGUUCCGAAUGGACCAACGUCAUACCAAGGCAGACUACUAACUAAGUUUUACCUGACGUGUAGGAACAACAAGACCCAGACGAUUGAGAUUUGUCGUGAUGGAGUUUUUGAUCCCGUGCAGGGGCGAUGUACCAAGGAAAUCGAUCCUCGCGCCGUCGACAUUUUGUGUACAACCAAUCCUAAUGCCAGAAUGGAGCAUCCUGGUGACUGCUCCAAGUUCUUUGACUGCCGAGACAGGAAAGAGAUGAUCAAGGAGUGCCCUUAUCCAAACCUGUACUCCCCCACAAAACAGGCGUGUUUAGACUUUGAAGAAGUCCAAUGCCACGGCAGAAGAGAGCCAAAAGCUCCGUGUGACUAUGAUUCUUAUAAAUGUGUUGGAACCAACUGCCCUGUCUGUGAAUUGGAAAAUCCAAGUUGUGAGGGUCUGCCAGACGGCAAAAACGCCUUCCUAGGACGAGAACAGACUCCCUGGUACAUCGAAUGCCGCAAGGAACGGAGUGUCAAUAAACUGACCUGCCCCGGAAACAAUAACUUUGAUCCCGUCAAUCGUCGGUGUUUGGGAGAGGAAACCAUAAGACCCACUCUGUUCCCAGAAAAGGUCCCUUAUGACCCUGAAGAAAUAGCACUGAAGGCUAUAAAUGGGAUACCGCCCAUGAUUGAUGUCAACAGGCAAAUACCACCGCCUCUCACGUUGGACAACAAUGUGAACACGAAGUCCUCCAUAGAUUUAGGCAACAUGUUACCCGGUAACAACAACCGACGGCCAGACCCUAUCCAACCGCUACAGAACAUGCACGAAAUUUGUCGCAGGAACGAAGGGCUUUUACUUGCGGAUCCCACCAACUGCGCUCGUUACUACAACUGUUCCCGUUAUGCUGUGAAAUAUGAAGGAUUUCAACUGAACCAAGACGAAUGCCCAUAUCCUCAGUUAUUUUCCGUAAACACGGGAUUCUGUGAAGAUUUCCCGGAUGUUAAUUGCGAAAGUCGAUAUGUUCCUAAAGCUCCAUGCCAAUAUUUGAAUUCCCAGAGAAAUUGUAAUGGACCAAUGUGCGCUUUGCCUUGUGAAGAAAGGUCGCCAUCUUGUGAAGGAAUGCGAGACGGAAAUAACACUUUUAUUGGAAGAGAGUUAUCUCCCUUCUAUAUCUCCUGUUUCAAAGAAAGAACCUUGUCGGUAGGGAUUUGUCGGUAUGGCGUGUACGACCCAAACCUGAGAUUCUGUACAACGGAACUUGAUCCUUUUUCCGUUGAUACGUUUUGCAAGGAGCGACCAACGAAGGUAUUUCCUCAUAUUGCCAAUUGUGCCAGAUAUUACAAUUGCAGUGCCAGCGGGAGGGAUCCCGUUCUCGGGCGGUACCUCCGGGAAUGUCCCUACCCAGAGCUGUUUAACAUCGAGAGCCUGCGCUGUGUUCAACGGGAAGCGGCAAACUGCAGGUGGCGUUACGAACCUAAGGAUCCAUGCGAAUGGAAGAAAAAUCAGCAUUGCGAGGAUCCGAACUGUGUGCCAUGUGCGGUACGGUAUAACGGGUGUCGACAGAAACCGGACGGAAACCAUCCUGUCCCCAACAAUAACUUUGAAUACUUACAAUGUCAGAAUGGAAAUGUGCUGAGUCUUAGAUCAUGUACACCAAACACAUACGACCCAAUCAAUGCGGAAUGUAGCAUGCCAGAAUACGAUUGCAAGGGGCAGCCUGAUGGAAGAAACCCAAUGCCCGGAAACGAAAUGGGCUAUAUACUUUGCCAAAAAGGAAAUUACGCUGGAAAAGACACAUGCUCUCCGAAUUUCUAUGAUUCUCUCAACAGAAUUUGCCGACCGAGAGCCGACAGGAUUUCAUGUGAAGGACUCUCUGAUAACGUAUAUCCGAUGCCAAGAUCCAACUCUGACUUCUUCAAGUGUGAAGGCAAUGUCCUGGUAGAGUCCGGUUCCUGCAGUCCCUAUUAUUUCGAUCCAGAAAUAAGACAAUGUACUAACACCUUGGCCAAUAGAAACAUACCCAGAGAAGCUACUCCCAAACCGGGACUUUUACUCCCACCAAUACCUCCCCCUGCGCUUACAACUACAACCACUACCAUGGCUCCUAUUCUACGAGAGCAGCCUUCAACUAAUAAGUUAGAUUGUACCGGUAAACCGGACGGUUUUAAUGUAAUUCCUGGAUCUGCCACUGAGUUCUACAUCUGCAGUAACAAUAGGUUUUUAGGUUUUGAUACAUGCAAACCGUACAUUUUUGAUUUUGAACAACGAAGUUGUGCUGUUGCACCCUGUGUAGGAAUGCCGGAUGGACCUACUGCUAUUCCCGGAAAUGACGUAUUUUUUAUUGUUUGCGAAAACCAAUUGAUGAGUCAGCUGCGAUCAUGUUCCCCGGGGAUAUUCAAUCCUGAUAUGCAGAUGUGUGUUGAUAGAAGGAGUUUACAGUUCAACCCCUCUGACCCCGUAGCAUUCUGUACCGAGAAUCCACUAGCAAUCAUGGCACAUCCCGACAACUGCGCACGCUACAUUGACUGCACCAACCGGGACUCUUUGAUUGGUCAAUACCAACAAGAAUGCAAGUACCCGGAUCUGUUCGACAGCUACAAUAACUCAUGUAAAUCUUAUAGAGAGAUCAACUGUGGAACUCGACCGGAACCAAAAGCACCAUGUGACUAUAAGAUGAAUCUGAAAUGUAAGGACCCCUCUGGAUCGUGCCCCCCGUGCGAAGCUAAGCAUCCCAGCUGUAUCGGAAAGAAGAACGGUCUCCAGGCAGUGCCCGGGAAAAGGAACUUCUUCAUGGAAUGUAGAGACGAACGAACAAAGAAAGUAACACAGUGUCCUGUCAUGGCACCCAACUUUGACCCUGCCCUCGGAGCUUGUAGCAUGGGACUAGAUCCAUUGGAUCCAACUCCAUACUGUAGAGCUAACCCGUUCGCAGUCGUUCCGCACCCUGACAACUGUCACCAGUACAUUGACUGUCGACAAAUGAAUACACCCUUAGGGAACUAUCUCCAAGAGUGCCCCUACCCCUUACUAGUUUCCGAGAACGAUACCAACAGCGGCACGCCUUGUCAAUCAUUCGACCUUGUCAACUGUGGAAUGAGAAGUGAACCAAAGAGCCCGUGCGACUACGAGUUUUCCCACAAACCAUGUAACGAUUUGGAUCCCAAUAGCUGUAUCCCAUGCAGUGUCAGACUGCCCAGCUGUCAGAACCUCAGGGACGGGACCCAUCCCCACCCAACCAUCCCCAACAAAUACCUCAUCUGCAAGUCGGAGAGAACGCUGCGAGUUAUGACCUGUCCCAAGGGAGUGUUUGACGAAGUCAGUAGACGCUGUCAUGAGCCUGUUGACACCCGAAAUCCUGCAGUCUUUUGUCAAGUCAAUCCUAACGAGAGACUCCCGGAUCCAGAAAACUGCGCCCGCUUCUACGAGUGCUCACUUCCCAACAGUAAAUAUGGUUCCUAUAUAGACGAGUGCGAGUACCCAAAACUGUACGACGCCGAUGCCAAGAGAUGCAGACCGUUCAUGCAGGUGAAAUGUGGCUCCAGAAGAAUUCCCAUUGAUCCAUGUGAAUACAUCCAAAACGAAUUUUGCCCGCCAGGACAACCCUCGUGUAAGCCGUGUAGGGAGCGUAUCCCGUCAUGCAAUGGUCUUCCGAACGGAAACAACACAUAUCCCGGACAGGAUGGCGGACCAUUAUACAUCACGUGCUUUAACGAUAGGACCAUAUUUGUUCGGACUUGUGAAGAGGGAAUUUUUGACUCACGUGUUAGAGCUUGUGUUCGCUUGGCAUCAGAAAUUGAUCCAGCCAAUCCGCGUGCGUACUGUGAUGUCAACCCCGGUAUUCGAGUGGCUCACCCCACAGAUUGCUCGAAGUACUUCGACUGCUCCAGACCUAGUGGUGACCACGGACCUUACUUGUUUGAGUGCAAAUACCCGGACUUGUUCAGUCAGACGUCCAAUAGAUGUGAAGGAUAUAACACUGUUAAUUGUGGUUCCAAAUUGGUACCACUUAAUCCUUGUGACCACCUUCAGAACCAGUGUAAGCCCGGGGAUGUUAAUUGCGAACCCUGCGCAGAUAGACUUCCGUCAUGUGUCGGGCGGAAAAAUGGUAACAAUACAAUCCCUGGGAGAGACUUGACAGACUCGUUCGUAAUCUGCUGGGAAGGAAGAACAGUUAGUGUGGAGCAGUGCCCCCGGGGAUUCUUCGACCCCGUGCAAAGGAAGUGUAGAACCGAAAUCGGCGCAGCGGCGAUACGGGCUUAUUGCACGGCUCACCCGGGGGAUAUAAAGGCAAAUCCAGUCAACUGUGCCCAGUAUUUUGACUGCGGAGAAGAAAGUAUCAAAGCCCGAACCUUUCUGCGGGAAUGUCCGUACCCUCAUCUUUUCAACGACAAGACCUCAACCUGUUUAAACUUUACAAUGGUGGAAUGUGGGAAGAGGCGGGAGUACACUGCCCCAUGUGAUUAUUUACAAAAUCGAUGUCCGCCCUCUAAUCCGAGCUGUAAACCAUGUGGAGAGCGUCAUUUUGACUGUUCAAAUCUUGGAGACGGUCUUCACGCUGUCAGCAAAGACACGCCCACGAGCGAUUACGCCAUUUGCUUUCGGGGCAGAACAAUCGCUACUGAGUCAUGUCCUGAUGGACUAUUUGAUUCUGCUCAAAGACGGUGCGUCGGAAGCGUUACAGAAGAUAUGGUAAAACAGCACUGCCGUGAUAACCCCAUGGCUAUCCUAGCCCAUCCAUUCCAAUGUGCGCAAUACUAUGACUGCAGACGGGCGAUCGGAAACAGCCACCUGAGGGAGUGCAAAUAUCCACAACUGUUCGACAAAAACACCAUGACCUGCAGAAACUUCAGUGAGGUCGCCUGCGAAGAUCGCAUCGAACCCCAAGCACCUUGUGAUUACCUACAGAAUCAUUGUGAGCUGAAUGCCACAGAUUGUACACCCUGCGAGGAGCGGCUCCCAAGCUGUAUCAACCUCCCGGACAACAACAGUCCAUACCCUAACAAAGAAGACUCAGAAUACUAUAUCAAAUGUUACCGUAACCGAACCGUGUCGGUGGAAGCGUGUCAAGUGUCUAAAUAUAAUCUCGCCACCCGAGAGUGCUCGGAGAAAGUAGAUCCACAGAUCCUGGGGAAAUUUUGCCGUGAGAAUCCUUCUUUGAUAAUCCCAGAUCCGGAAAACUGCGGGAGAUACUAUAAUUGUAGCGACCCUUCAGUGGUCCGGGGACUAGACCGCCCCUUCCUCAGGGAGUGCUCAUACCCAAAGCUAUUCGCAUCACCGGCGGUCGGAUGCCAAUUGUUCAUGAUGGUGGACUGUGCCAAACGCAAAUCUGUGCCUAUGUCUCCUUGUGAAUACGUAGAAAACCAAUGUUUCGGACCAAACUGUGAACCGUGUGAAAGUAAAUUCCCCGCUUGUAUAAAUAAACAAGACGGCAGUAACGUGUUCCCGGGCCGAGAAAAUACGGGAUACUAUAUCGUAUGUUACCGCCAAAGAACAGUUGCCAUAGUGUCGUGCAACCAAGGAAUCUACAGUCAUUUUGAGCGCGCAUGCGUUGGCGAUCCAAAACCACGAGUACAAUAGUCAUAUAUUAUUUAAAGGAGUACAUGUCAAACUGUAAAUAUUAUGUACUAAUAUUAUGUGUCUCACUUCUGCUCAUCAAAAGUUGAAGACUAUUGAAAUCUCAAUGGAUGUGUUCAUAUUGUUGAACUCGCAAACAGGAUUUCUACAAAUUGCAUUUUGGACGUAACAACGAGAAGCAGAUAAUGAGGACAUGGGCCAUGUUACUCUGAUAAACCAAGAGGAAGGGUCCGCAAAAUCAGAUGUACUGUCGACACACGUAUAAACUUAAGUCUCUCAGCAGCUGCCUUUCUAACAUAUUAAUCAAACCACAAUUUGAUAUAUUGGGGAUUACUUGACUAAAGCUGACAUGGACAAAGACUAUAUAAAAUCUGGGUAAUUUUGUUCGGAAUUGCAUUGCACAUGCAAACUUAAAUAUUCAUAUACAUGUACGUGUGCAUCAUCAACUAUUUGCAUUUUCAUGAAUAUUCAUUAUUGUAGCUCUGGAUCACAACUUCUAUCAGAUUGAUUCUUAAACUACCUCUAUAUCAAAGAAACUUUAACGGCGUUGUCAAUUUUCAUGGUCUUUCCAGAUGAAGUGAUCACGCUCUAGCAAUCACCAAUUUAGUGUAUAUAUGUAUAGUUGACAAAUAUUUAAAACUUGAUUUUCAGCUACCUAUAGCAAUUAAGGGAACACAUACUUACAAGAUGGUUAUGUAGUAUACUCGUGUAGGUUUAAUUUCUGUUGAUGAAAAUUGAGAAAAGUCAGUACUAAAACUCAACAUCAUCUUUAAUGCUAUGAUUAUAUGUUUACUACCAUUUGCUGUAUAUUUUUACAUCCUGUUACCAUAAAAAGAAGCUUUAUAUUGUCAGCAACACAAUCAUUCUUCUGUCAUGUGUAUUUAUUGAACAUCUUGUUAACUUAUGGUACUUAAUAAAAAUGAUUUGAAUUCUCGAA
Ostrea edulis (European flat oyster) is the source of this 7297-nucleotide messenger RNA. RefSeq lists its product as uncharacterized. Lineage: Eukaryota; Metazoa; Mollusca; Bivalvia; Ostreida; Ostreidae. Gene Ontology annotation, cellular component: extracellular region. Gene Ontology annotation, molecular function: chitin binding. The transcript is spliced from 24 exons. Bases 223 to 6363 code for a protein of 2046 amino acids. The record is from RefSeq and is a predicted model, not a curated record.